CUACGUAGUGAAAAGAAGAGUUCUAACAAGGAGAAAAAAAAAAAAAAAAAAUACUUCUGAGAGAGAACUCCAACGGCAAUGGCGUUUUACGCGGACGAAGACGACGCCUGGAAAUGUCUAGAACACCCUUCCAAGCGCCGCUCCACCGGAAUCUGCCCAAUUUGCCUCCGCGACCGCCUCAUCUCCCUCUGUCCAGAUUGCGCUAACGCGCGCCCCUGCGCCUGCUGCGCCUCCGCCUCCUCCUCCUCCUCCUCCUCCUCUUCGUCUUCGUCUUCUUUUUCUCUCUUCUCCUCCUCUCGCAGAGUUGCCGGAGAUACUUCCUGGUCCGACCGCGUAGGCUCCUUCGGACGCGUCUCCUCCCUCAUCGAAACCGAGCCGGCUUUCCGGCGCUCCCGAUCAGUGGCGGCUCCUUUCCCUUAUCCGCGCUUGGCAGGAGAUGCCGAUUCCGGCGGCUCCAAACCGGCGUCUCCGGGAAUCCGCAGCAAAUGGACGCUCUGGUCGGUGUUCAAGACGCAGAAGAGCAAGAAACACGAGGAAUGGAGAGAAGACGAAGAAGUAGCCAAGAAGAAGGAGGUCGAGGCGGUGGAACAACAGAUGGUGAUGAUGAGAUCGAGAUCUGUAAGAGUGCCAGCGGUCUCCGACUCAGGAGUCGGAAACGCCAAGUCGUCGCCGGCGGGGAAAAGCCGGGGCUGGUACUUCCCUAGCCCGAUCAAAGUGUUUCGCCAGUCGAAGACUUCGAAAGUGGUUCAAGAACGGUCGCCUUUGCACAGAGGCUAAACAGGGAAGAAUGAGCUCAACCAUUUGACAAGUUAUUACAGCAUAACAUAAUUCCAAACGAUAACAUUGUUUUGAUAUAUUAAUUAGGCUUUAUAUAUAUAUAUAUAUAUAUAUAUGGAGUUUUGAGUAUUUGUAAUUGAAUGAAUGAAUCUGCCAGACUGCCACUGUAAAAAUUUUCCUAUUUUUGUAAAUGAAUCUGUAUGCUUUCUUUCAUUUAUAAUCAUUUCGGGGUUGAUAUAUAUAUGCAU
Molecule: messenger RNA, 1025 nt
Organism: Diospyros lotus (date-plum)
Lineage: Eukaryota; Viridiplantae; Streptophyta; Magnoliopsida; Ericales; Ebenaceae
Exons: 1
Coding region: 79-777 (232 amino acids)
Source: RefSeq, a predicted model, not a curated record